AUGGUUAUUGGGAAAUCAUUAAACCCACGAUCACUUAACAAUUUUACGGAUAUUGCAGUUGUCUACGGAGGAAAUAAAAGUGCUUGGAUGACCUUGGCUUUGUUUGACGAAUGGUUUCACAAAACAUUUGUUCCAGAGGUAAAAGGGUUCCUUCGUGCCGAAAAUCUUCCCGAAAAGGCUCUAUUGCUUAUUGAUAAUGCUCCAUGCCAUCCCAAAGACGGCGAGUUAAUGAGUAGUGAUGGUCAAAUAUCUGUGAUGUGUCUUCCUCCAAACUGUACUACACUUAUACAGCCCAUGGACCAGAAUGUUAUAAAACUUACGAAAUUGAACUACAAAACAAGCCUUUUAAGUGACAUCGUUCGCCGUAGAAAAACAAUAGACGAAUCUCUGCGAAAUAUCAACUUAAAACACACAAUAUGCUUUUUAGCUAAUGCCUGGGAUGCUGUUAAUGUGACCUCCAUUCAGUCAUCAUUUCAAAAACUGUUUGAGGUAACAGUCGAAGGGGAUAGUGAAGAUGUCAUCCCUCUUUCAGAGUUACGCUUACAGCUUGUUAAAGACACAUCCAAUAUUCAAGCAAUUUCAAAUUUGCUUCAAGAAAUAAAACCAUUGCAGCAAAUAUCCGAUUCUGAAAUUUAG
Anastrepha obliqua is the source of this 636-nucleotide messenger RNA. Its product is annotated as jerky protein homolog-like. The transcript is spliced from 2 exons. NCBI's taxonomy places the organism in Eukaryota, Metazoa, Arthropoda, Insecta, Diptera, Tephritidae. Bases 1 to 636 code for a protein of 211 amino acids. The record is from RefSeq and is a predicted model, not a curated record. Gene Ontology annotation, cellular component: nucleus. Gene Ontology annotation, molecular function: DNA binding.